Molecule: messenger RNA, 636 nt
Organism: Carlito syrichta (Philippine tarsier)
Lineage: Eukaryota; Metazoa; Chordata; Mammalia; Primates; Tarsiidae
Gene: CLBA1
Product: chromosome unknown C14orf79 homolog
Exons: 4
Coding region: 168-602 (144 amino acids)
Biological process (GO): intracellular transport
Cellular component (GO): trans-Golgi network membrane; AP-1 adaptor complex
Molecular function (GO): clathrin binding
Source: RefSeq, a predicted model, not a curated record
AAUUGUUUAUUUGCAAUAACGUCACAUCGUGUGUAUAUUUCUAACUUUGGUAUGUUUUUAUCUUUUAGCCCAUUCUCAGCUGUGAGGCCAUUUUUAAGUUUGCUUUUCAAGAAGCCACUGUCCAGCAGGCACCUGAAGAUGUGUCCACCUUAGGCCAUUUCCUAGGAAUGAGCAGUGAAGAGAAACCUGAACUUGAGCCUGUACAUAAAUUGUGUUCUGAAUCUAGAAAGCUCUGGCGAGCCCUGCAGAACACAGACACUACAUGUGCCUCACGGCGCCCCUGGAGCGAGUCCCGCUGCCAGCAGAACUUCCUUCUUGUUCUUGGGGUGGAUGCUGCUCAGAGCCGACUUGGAUGCCAAGGCCACACCUCGGAAGGGUCUGACCUCAGAGAGCCAGGACUCUUCGCCUUCAGCAGUUUCCGCCUCCAGCACUGCAGAGUCCUGAUCCAGACCAAGCUUUCAGGGCAUCCUGGCAGCCAGCAAGGGAGCCUGGCGACGUACAGCCUCUUCCUGAAGACCCCUCUUCGUGGCAGAAGGCAGCACAUCACAGUUCCAAGGAAGAUGUUCACACCACAAAACCUAAAACUGAUGCUAUUUAAGUGAUGUUUGCUAAAAACCAGCAGCACCUUGCACCCUU